GGGGGGUUCUGGGAGCAAACAAAGUUCCCGGCGCAGCAGCAGCUGGGAGCACUCGUAGCCCGGACGCUGCCUGUCCUGCCAGCUCUUGCUCGCUUGGUCGGAGGGAAGCAGACGCGCGGUUAGCGCCAGCCCCGUCCAGAGCCUCAGCCCCGUCCUGUCUCACCUACAGACAAAGGGGAAGUCCCGGGGGCCAACACAGCAGCAGGAGGAACAGCAACAGCUUGUACAAAAAGUUGCUGAGAGCUCGCCUGCAAAGGGCGCAGCUGGAGCCGCUUCCUACUCCCGAAGGACGCGGCGAGAGGGCGGAGGAAGGUGUUCCGGAGGUGGGAAGAUUAAGCAGGAAUUCUUCAGCUGGAAAAGUUUUUUUUUUUUUUAAAAUCGAGUGAGUGUUUUGCAUCCGUUGCCGCUUGUUUGGGGCGACUUCUGCAGCCGCUUGCCCCGGCUCCGGCGGUGGGGAGGCCAGGCGGGCGCAGGGGAGAGGCGCUGCCGCCCGGGGCGCUUCACGUUAAGCUGGAGCUCUCCGGCCCCGGGGUGCAGCGGGGCCGGCCACGCAGCGCCGUAGGUGAGCUGGUAUUGUUGCUGAACUAAUCCUGUACAUAGAAACUGUUUUUGGAAGAGUUUAGAUUAUACCAGAGAAGAUUUUCAAGACUGUUAAAGAAUGGCCACGGUUUCAGAUCAAGAGGAAGGACCUGGUGGAGAACACAAUGAAUUCAGUGAUAUCAUUAAGUCCAGAUCUGAUGAACACAAUGAUGUACAGAAGAAGACCUUUACAAAAUGGAUUAAUGCUCGCUUUUCCAAGAGCGGGAAGCCACCAAUUAAGGAUAUGUUCACAGAACUCAAGGAUGGAAGGAAGCUCUUGGAUCUUCUAGAAGGACUCACAGGAAAUCCAUUGCCCAAAGAACGUGGUUCCACAAGAGUACAUGCCCUAAAUAAUGUCAACAGAGUACUGCAAGUUUUACAUCAGAACAGUGUGGAAUUGGUGAAUAUAGGAGGGACUGACAUUGUUGAUGGAAAUCACAAACUGACACUGGGAUUACUGUGGAGUAUCAUCUUGCACUGGCAGGUGAAAGAUGUCAUGAAGGACAUCAUGUCAAACUUGCAGCAGACAAACAGUGAGAAAAUCCUACUGAGCUGGGUUCGGCAAUCCACAAGGCCUUACAGUCAGGUCAAUGUUCUGAACUUUACUACAAGCUGGACCGAUGGACUUGCCUUUAAUGCUGUGAUCCACAGACACAAACCUGAGCUCUUCAGUUGGGAUAAAGUUUUGAAGUUGACCCCAACGCAGAGACUAGAACAUGCUUUUACCAUAGCCAAAAACCACCUGGGAAUAGAAAAAUUGUUAGAUCCUGAAGAUGUUGCUGUACAGCUGCCUGACAAGAAAUCUAUCAUCAUGUAUUUGACCUCUUUGUUUGAGGUUCUUCCUCAGCAAGUCACCAUGGAAGACAUCCGCGAGGUGGAGACUCUUCCAAGGCGAUACAAAAAGGAAUGUGAAGAAGGAGCGUUUAAUAUACAGCAAAGUGCAACACCUGAAGAGGAGCAUGAAGGUUCUAGAGCAGAAACCCCUAGCACUGUGACUGAGGUGGAUAUGGACUUGGACAGCUACCAAGAAGCUCUGGAAGAGGUCCUCACGUGGUUGCUUUCAGCUGAAGAUACAUAUCAGCAGGAUAACAUAUCUGGUGAUGUUGAAGAAGUCAAGGAGCAGUUUGCUACCCAUGAAGCUUUUAUGAUGGAGCUAACUGCGCACCAGAGUAGUGUGGGUAGUGUACUGCAGGCUGGGAACCAAUUGAUAGCACAGGGCAAUCUAUCAGAGGAAGAGGAGGAAGAGAUCCAGGAACAAAUGAAACUGCUAAACUCUCGAUGGGAAGCUCUCAGAGUGGACAGUAUGGACAGGCAAGCUCGCCUGCAUGAUGUGUUGAUGGAACUGCAGAAGAAGCAAUUGCAGCAGUUGUCUGACUGGCUGACUGUCACAGAAGUGCGCAUUCAAAAGAUGGAAUCUCAGGCCUUAGCUGAAGAUUUAGAGUCGCUUCAAAAACAGAUGGAAGUACAUAAAGGGCUGCAGGAUGAUCUUGAGAUAGAGCAGGUUAAGGUAAACUCACUGACCCACAUGGUGGUGAUUGUAGAUGAAAACAAUGGUGAGAGUACCACAGCUGUACUAGAGGAACAACUGCAGAGACUUGGCGAGCGUUGGACAGCAGUUUGUCAUUGGACUGAGGAACGUUGGAUGAAGCUGCAAGACAUACAGAUACUGUGGCAGGAGUUGGUAGAAGAGCAGUGCUUGUUGAAAGCUUGGUUAACUGACAAAGAGGAGAUUUUAAAUAAAGUCCAAACAAGGAACUUCAGAGAUCAAACAGAGCUGAGUGUGAAUGUUCGAAAACUGGCAAUUUUGAAGGAAGAUAUGGGAAUGAAGCGUCAAAUGCUAGAUCAGUUAAGUGAGGUUGGUCAGGAUGUGGCACAGCUCCUUGGGAAUAACAGGGCUUCAAAGAAAAUUGACAGUGAUCUGGAAGAACUAACUCAGAGGUGGGACAGCUUAGUUCAGAAGCUUGAGGACUUCUCUAAUCAGGUAACACAGGCUGUGGGAAAUAUAGGAGUGUCCCAAGUGUCACAGAAGACAGAUACAGAAAUGAUUUCUGUAAAGGAGCAGCUAAUGGUAAAACAAUACAGACAGGAACUACCACCACCUCCACCACCAAAGAAAAGGCAGAUACCCAUGGAUAUUGGAGCAAAAAAAAGGUUUGAUUCUGAAAAUGCUGAGCUAUUGAACUGGAUUUUGAAAUCAAAAGCUGCCAUUCAGGCCAUGGAGAUCAAAGAAUACAAGAAGAUGAGAGAGACUGCAAACAUGAAAGAAAAGUUUAAGGCCCUAAAAAAUGAAAUGGCCGAGAAAAGCCAGAGGUUAGAUGAUCUGAGCCAAAGUGGACAGAAUCUGUUGGCUCAAAUGGGAAAAGAGGGACUUUUUACUGAGGAUGUGAAAAAUGCCCUGGAGAAGAUACUGACAGAGUGGAAAGAGGUGAUAAUGCACCUAGAGGAAUUGGCAAGAAAGAUACAAUACCAGGAUGAAAUAAACACAUACUUUAGGAAAAUGGGUGAACUUGAGAAGAUUGUAAAUGAGAAGGAGGUGUGGCUAAAAAAUGCCACUUCAGCAUCGCAACAGCCACCUUUAACAAACCUAAAAGAGUCAUGUGAGCGGGAGCUCACUCAUCUGUUGAGUCUGUGCCCUCAAAUAGAACAUCAGACUGCUACCUGUAAGGGGCUCACAUCCCAACCUGAUGCUCCAAAUUUCAUCCAAGACAGCUUGAGCAGUAUUACUGGUUGCUUCAGAACUGUCCGACGCAAAUUGGAAGAACGACAGCAGCAGCUGAAGAAAGAGUUAGAAUGCCAGCCUAGCCAGGAUUACUUGGACACUUUGAAGAGAGUGAAGGAUACAUUGAAUGAAUUGGAGAGUAAAGUACAAUCCAUCAUGAGCGCUGUGAGUGACCCUAGUAAGGUUGAGAGAGCCUUGCAGCAGACAAAGACUGUAUGUAAAACAAUAGAAGACCAGAAACCCAUAAUAGAUAAACUUGCUGCAGAAACAAGAGCUUUGGAAAAACAUGCUUCCUCUGAUAUAGCAAAGAUCUACAAGCAAGAGUUCAAGUGUAUACAUGAGCAAUGGGACAAGUUUUCUAAAGAUGUUCACCUACUGGAGGAAAUUGUCUCUAAACUGAGAAUAUUUGAGGCUGAUUCAGAAAUCAUUCACAAGUGGAUGGAUGGUGUGAAGGACUUCUUAAUGAAAGAACAGGCUAUCCAAGGAGAUUCUGAAGGGCUUCAAAAACAGCUUGACCAAUGCACAAUGUUUGUUAAUGAAAUGGAAAAGACUGAGCUAUCUUUGAAAGAGAUGAAAGAAGUAGAGUCCAGUUUAAGAAGCCAGCCUCUUGUAGGAGUUGAUACCUGGAUAAAAUCUAGGCUAUUAGACUGCCAGGCACAAUGGGAGAAACUGAGCAAACAGAUUGUUAGUCAGAAAAAUCGGUUGUUUGAAAGUCAGGAAAAAACUGUAAACUUGAAGAAGGAUUUGGCAGAGAUGCAAGAAUGGAUGACACAGGCUGAAGAGGAGUACUUGGAGAGAGAUUUUGAGUACAAAUCUCCAGAAGAACUAGAGAAUGCUGUAGAGGAAAUGAAGAGAGCGAAAGAGGAUGUGUUGCAGAAAGAAGUGCGCGUGAAGAUUUUGAAAGACAAUAUCAAGGUGUUAGCUGCAAAAGUGCCAUCUGGUGGUCAGCACUUGACAUCCGAACUUAACAUUGUGUUAGAGAACUACCAACUACUGUGUAAUCGGAUCCGGGGGAAAUGCCACACUUUAGAGGAGGUAUGGUCCUGUUGGGUUGAGCUGCUUCAGUAUCUAGACCUAGAAACUGCUUGGCUAAACUCUUUGGAGGAAAGGGUACAAAGCACAGAAAAUAUGCCUGAUAAAUUGAAUGCUGUCAAUGAAGCUCUUGAGUCCCUGGAAUCUGUCCUGCGUCAUCCAGCUGAUAAUAGAACCCAGAUUCGGGAGCUUGGUCAGACGUUGAUUGAUGGAGGGAUUCUUGAUGACAUCAUCAGUGAAAAAUUGGAGGCUUUCAAUGCCCGCUAUGAAGAAUUAAGUCACUUGGCAGUGAGCAGGCAGAUUGCCUUGGAACAGCAGCUUCAGACCAUGCGGGAAAAUGACCACAUGCUGCAGGUCUUGCAGGAAAACUUAGCAGAGCUGGAUAGACAGUUGACCUCAUACUUGACUGAUAGAAUAGAUGCCUUCCAGAUGCCACAGGAGGCCCAGAAAAUUCAAGCAGAAAUCACAGUUCAUGAAUCCACCUUGGAGGAGCUAAAGAAAAAUGCACGGUCACUGCCUCCAGCUUCUGCUGAAUGCAGGUCCCCUCGUGGUGGAACUCAGCUGGAUGCCCUGCAGAGGAAACUCCGGGAGGUAUCCACAAAGUAUCAACUUUUCCAGAAACCUGCCAAUUUUGAGCAGCGCAUGUUGGACUGUAAGCGGGUACUGGAUAGUGUCAAGGCAGAACUCCAUGUUUUGGAUGUAAAGGAUACUGAUCCCGAUGUAAUCCAGGGUCACUUGGACAAGUGUAUGAAACUGUAUAAAACUCUAAGUGAAGUGAAGCUUGAAGUGGAGACUGUAAUCAAGACAGGAAGACAAAUUGUACAGAAACAGCAAACAGACAAUCCCAAAGGAAUGGAUGAACAGCUCACAGCGCUAAAAUUUCUUUAUAAUGAUCUGGGUGCACAGGUGACUGAAGGGAAACAAGACCUGGAACGUGCAUUGCAGCUGGCGUGCAAAAUGAAGAAAGAAACUGCCUCUUUGUCAGAAUGGCUAGCCCUUACAGAGACUGAAUUAGUACAGAAGUCCACUUCAGAGAGUUUGCUUGCUGAUCUCGACACAGAAAUUGGCUGGGCUAAAAAUGUACUCAGAGAGCUGGAAAGAAGGAAAGCUGAUCUGAACACCAUCACAGAGAGCAGUGCAGCGCUCCAGGCCUUGGUGGAAGGCAGUGAGAUUUCCCUGGAGGAGAAGCUCUGUGUUCUUAAUGCAGGUUGGAGUCGAGUUCGAACCUGGACUGAAGACUGGUGCAACACCUUGUUGAAUCAUCAGAGCCAGCUGGAGAUCUUUGAUGAGAAUGUUGCCCACAUAAGUACUUGGCUCUAUCAAGCUGAAGCCCUGCUGGAUGAGACUGAGAAAAAGCCAGCGAGCAAAAAGGAAGAAACAGUGAAGCGUUUGACAUCAGAAUUGGAUGGUGUGAGUCUCCGAGUGGAUAACGUGCGGGACCAAGCCGUUAUCUUAAUGAACAGUCGUGGCCUGUCAUGCCGUGAACUUGUAGAACCAAAGCUGUCUGAACUGAACCGGAACUUUGAGAAAGUAUCACAGCACAUCAAAAGUGCUAAGAUACUUGUUGGUCAAGAACCAUUGCCUUAUACAUUUCCUGUUGAGCCAGAACCCCAGGAACCUGGAGUGGCUUCUGCAGACCUUGACAAAUUUGAGAGUGAUUUACAAAACAUGUUAAAAGUUGUGGAAAAGCACAUGGAAUCAAGUGAUGAAGAUGAAAAGAUGGAUGAGGAGAGAGCGCAGAUUGAGGAGGUUUUACAGAGUGGAGAGCAAUUGUUACAGCGGCCCAUGGAGGACAACAAGAGGGAGAAGAUCCGCUUGCAGCUGUUGCUUCUGCAGACGAGGCACAACAAUGUAAAGGAACUGAAGUCUUUUCAAAGGAGGCAGGUGGUGGAGCUCUCCCCUGCGUUUUCACAAUAUAAGAGAGAAAAGGACAGUCUGUUGAACUGGCUGAAUGAGACAGAACGUCGUCUGUCAGGACUGCAAGGAGAGGAAGAUGAACAAAAACUACAGGAACUGCUUCAGGAGCUUGAACAGCACCGUGAGGAAUUCACUGCUUUGCAGAAGAAGAGCAGCAACCUGUCCCAAUAUGGCCCAGUUGGGGAAGCAGAGCACACCAGUGUGCGUCAGCGCUGGCAACAAGUUGAAACCCAGUUUGCUGCAUGUCAACAGAUGCAGUUCAAACCCCAGGCAAUCCCAGUCCUGAGGUUAAAAGGCAACUAUCCAUCAGGAAUUAGGGCCUCUCCCUUCCCUACUGAAUACCUUGUUGAAAUUAACAGAGUGUUGCUGGCCAUGGCUGAUGUUGAACUGUUACUGAAUGCACCAGAGCUAAACACUGGUGUCUAUGAGGACUUCUCUACGCAGGAAGAUUCAUUGAAGAAUAUAAAAGAUGUUUUGGACAAACUUGGGGACCAGAUUGCAGUCAUUCAUGAGAAACAACCUGAUGUUAUCCUGGAAGCAUCUGGACCUGAAGCAAUUCAAAUAGGAGAUGCACUAACACAGCUGAAUGCAGAGUGGGACAGAAUUAAUAGGAUGUACAAUGAUCAGAAGUGUUGUUUUGACAGAGCAGUUGAAGACUGGAGGCAGUUCCAUUGUGAUCUCAAUGACCUCACACAGUGGAUAACAGAAGCUGAAGGUUUACUGGCUGAUGCCCAUGCUCCAGAUGGUAGCUUGGAUUUGGAGACCGCUGAGAUGCAUCAGCAGGAACUAGAAGAAGGAGUCAGCAGUCAUCAGACCAGCUUUUCAACACUGAACAGAACUGGGGAAGGAAUCAUACAGAAACUCUCCACUACAGAUGGGAGCUUUCUGCACGAAAAACUGGCGGGGUUAAAUAAACGCUGGAAAGCAAUUACUGCUGAGAUCAUGGAUAGACAACAGAGACUGAAAGGAGAGAAUCAGCAGCUAAUGGACUACAAGAAGAAGCUGGAUGAGUUUGGUUGCUGGUUGGAAAAUGUAGAAAAUUCCCUGGAAAUGAGACCUACAUUCAACCAUGAAGAAAACCUGCGAGAAUUAAAGGUCUUAACUGAGGAAAUGGAAGUACAAGGAGAAAAACUGAAAUGGUUGAACAGAACUGAAUCUGAGGUACUUUCAGAUAAAAUCGUUGGUUUUCAGGAAAAAGAGAGAAUUUCUGACACCUUAAGGGCUAUCAAUAUGAAGUGGAACAAGUUGUUCAAAGAGGUACCUGACAGAGUGAGAGAACUCGAGGCAUAUAUUCAGCAGCUCCAUCUUGUGACACAGGCAAAGCCUUCUGCUUAUCCUGCUGUCCAAAAUGUGGUGCUAGUAUCCUCUCCCUUUGAAGCUCCUGUACAGACUCAGCAGGCUUUGGAAUAUUCUGCACCUGCUGAUCUGGAUAAAACUACAACUGAACUGGCUGAUUGGCUGGUGUUGAUUGACCAGAUGCUCAAGUCAAACAUAGUCACUGUGGGAAAUGCAGAAGAGAUCAAUCGGACAAUUGCACGAAUGAAAAUAACAAAAGAGGAUUUAGAACAGCGCCAUCCUCAGCUGGAUUCUGUUUUUACUUUGGCUCAAAAUUUGAAAAAUAAAACUUCCAGUUCAGAUGUUAGGACAGUGAUUACAGAGAAAUUAGAGAAGGUCAAGAACCAGUGGGACAAUACUCAGCAUGGUGUGGAAGUACGGCAGCAGCAGCUAAAAUACAUGCUUUCUGACAGCAUGCAAUGGGAUCAGCACAGGCAAGAAAUGGAACAGCUCAUAGAACAGUGUGAUAUCCAUCUGCACAUGCUUCUGCAGGCUCCUAAAGAGACACUUAUCAAACAGAUCUCUGAAAGCAAACUGCUAAUACAAGAACUGCGUAAAGGGGACAUAACUGUGGCUGCAUUCAAUAACCUCUCUAAUAAACUUCUUCUGGACUACAGUGAUGAUGACACAAGGAAGGUGAAAGAAAUCACUGACCACUUAAACACAUCUUGGAUAAACCUGAACCAAAGAGUUGGUGAUAGGCAGAAUGCCUUGGAGGUUGAACUGAAGAUAGUGCAAGCCUUACUCAAGGAUCUAGAGAGCUUCUUCAAAUGGAUGCAAGAGGCAGAAACUACAGUUAAUGUCCUUGCGGAUGCAUCCCAGCGGGAGAAUGCUCUGGAGGACAGUGCUUGUAUUGGGGAACUGAAAAAACAGAUGCAGGACAUCCAGGCUGAGAUUGAUGCCCACAAUGACAUCUUCAAGAGCAUUGAUGGAAACAGACAGAAAAUGGUAAAAGCCUUGGGAAACUCUGAGGAGGCGGCAUUGCUCCAGCACCGAAUUGAUGACAUGAACCAGCGCUGGAAUGACCUGAAAGCAAAGUCAGCUGGCAUCAGGGCCCACCUGGAGGCAAGUGCAGAAAAAUGGAACAGACUGCUAACAUCACUGGAAGAGCUAAUCAAAUGGCUGAAUGUGAAAGAUGAAGAGCUGAAAAAGCAGAUGCCCAUUGGAGGGGAUGUUCCAUCUUUACAGCAACAGUAUGACCGCUGUAAAGCACUGAGGCGUGAACUGAAGGAUAAAGAGCAAACCAUUCUGAAUGCUGUAGACCAGGCACGAGUUUUCCUUGCCGACCAACCAAUUGAGGGCCCUGAAGAACCAAGAAAAAACCUGCAUUCGAAAACGGAGUUGACCCCAGAGGAGAAAGCACAGAGAAUUGCCAAAGCUAUGCGCAAGCAGUCUUCAGAGGUGAAAGAGAAAUGGGAGAGCCUGAAUGCCAGUGCCAACAACUGGCAGAAGCAAGUGGACAAAGCAUUAGAGAAACUGAAAGACUUGCAGUGUGCCAUGGACGACCUUGAUGCUGACUUGAAAGAGGCUGAGAAUGUGCGAAAUGGCUGGAAACCAGUAGGAGAUUUACUGAUUGACUCAUUGCAGGAUCAUAUUGAGAAAACUACAGCUUUCAGAGAAGAGAUUGCACCAAUCAACUUGAAAGUUAAAACAGUGAAUGAUUUAUCUAGUCAGCUGUCUCCACUUGACCUUCAUCCAUCUUUAAAGAUGUCUCGCCAGCUGGAUGACCUUAAUAUGCGCUGGAAACUUUUACAGGUAUCUGUGGAGGAUCGCCUUAAACUUCUACAGGAAGCACACCAGGAUUUUGGCCCUGAAUCUCAACAUUUUCUCUCCACUUCAGUUCAGCUUCCAUGGCAGAGAUCUGUUUCACAUAACAAAGUGCCCUAUUACAUCAAUCACCAGACACAAACAACCUGUUGGGAUCAUCCUAAAAUGUCUGAACUCUUCCAGUCCCUAGCUGACUUGAACAACGUACGUUUCUCUGCAUACCGUACAGCCAUCAAAAUCCGAAGAUUGCAAAAAGCAUUAUGCUUGGACCUAUUGGAUUUGACCAGAACAAAUGAAGUUUUCAAAGAGCACAAGUUGAGCCAAAACGACCAGCUCCUCUGUGUCCAGGAUGUGAUCAGUUGUCUCACUACUAUUUACACUGGACUUGAAGAGAAGCACAAGGACCUGGUGAAUGUUCCCCUCUGUGUAGAUAUGUCUCUCAACUGGCUGCUCAACGUGUAUGACACGGGGCGGACUGGAAAAAUCAGAGUGCAGUCCCUGAAGAUUGGGUUGAUGUCUCUUUCCAAGGGUCUUCUAGAAGAAAAGUACAGUUAUCUCUUUAAGGAAGUGGCAGGGCCUACGGAAAUGUGUGACCAGAGGCAGCUUGGCCUUCUGCUUCAUGAUGCCAUCCAGAUCCCCCGGCAGCUUGGAGAAGUAGCAGCUUUUGGUGGCAGUAAUAUUGAACCCAGUGUCCGUAGUUGCUUCCAGCAGAAUCACAAUAAGCCAGAAAUUAGCGUAAAGCAGUUUAUAGACUGGAUGCGUUUGGAGCCGCAGUCUAUGGUAUGGCUACCGGUUCUGCACCGAGUGGCAGCUGCAGAAACAGCAAAACACCAGGCCAAGUGCAACAUCUGCAAGGAAUGUCCAAUUGUUGGCUUUAGGUACCGGAGCCUGAAACAUUUCAACUAUGAUGUCUGCCAGAGCUGUUUCUUUUCUGGCCGUACAGCUAAGGGCCAUAAAUUAAAUUACCCAAUGGUGGAGUAUUGUAUACCUACAACAUCUGGAGAAGAUGUACGUGACUUCACUAAGGUGCUGAAGAACAAGUUCCGGUCAAAGAAGUAUUUUGCUAAGCACCCACGACUUGGCUACCUUCCUGUGCAAACAGUUCUUGAAGGCGAUAACUUGGAGGCUCCUAUCACACUCAUCAGUAUGUGGCCAGAGCAAUAUGAUCCCUCCCAGUCUCCACAGCUAUUUCAUGAUGACACACACUCCAGGAUAGAGCAGUAUGCCACCAGGCUGGCUCAAAUGGAAAGGACCAAUGGCUCCUUAUUGAUGGAUAGCAGCUCCACCACAGGAAGUGUAGAGGAUGAACAUGCCCUCAUCCAGCAGUACUGUCAAACUCUGGGAGGAGAAUCACCUGUGAGUCAACCGCAGAGUCCUGCACAAAUCCUGAAGUCAGUGGAAAAGGAAGAACGAGGGGAGUUGGAGCGCAUCAUUGCCGACCUCGAGGAAGAGCAAAGGAGCCUCCAGGUGGAAUACGAGCAGCUAAAGGAACAGCAUCUUCAGAGAGGAAUAAACCCUCUUGCCUCCCCUCCAGACUCCAUUGUAUCUCCCCAGCACACUUCUGAAGAUGCUGAGCUCAUUGCUGAGGCCAAACUCCUAAGGCAGCACAAAGGUCGUUUGGAGGCCAGAAUGCAAAUAUUGGAAGAUCACAAUAAACAGCUGGAGUCUCAGCUUCACCGGCUACGACAGCUGCUUGAGCAGCCUGAAUCGGAUUCCAGAGUUAAUGGAGUCUCUUCCUGUGCUUCACCCCAGUAUUCUGCUCACAGCUACUCAUUUGAUCAGGACGCCAGCUCACAGUUUCAUCAGACGGAUGACUUGUUAGGCCCACCUCAUGAUACAAGCACAGAUCUAACAGAUGUUAUGGAACAAAUCAACAGCGCGUUUCCUACUUGCUGCUCAAGUCUCACUGGCAGACCGCAGGCAAUGUGAAGUACUCAUUUGGAAGGCAACCAACACUCCCUGACCUACAGUAUGGCCCUUUUCUACAAAUGCCAAUCACAAGUUCUGCUUAGUCAGAAGACUGCAUGGGACCGUGGAACAUGCUGUUCAGCUCUGAUUGUGUGUUCUACUUGAAAUAGUAAAACACUGAAUACCCAAAGAUGAGGAAGUUGUGUUUUUAUAUUAUGUUCUUUUUUUCUUCUUCUUUUUCUUCCCUUUCUAUGCAACUGUAAAUUAAUGAAUAGUGCAGUAUUUGGAAAUGAUUAUACAUUUGUCAUUGAUUUGUAUAAAUAUAUAGCAUUGGGAAAGGGGGCGGGGGCUUUAUAUACAUUCUUUUUAAUAACAGUAAAGAGAACUGCAUAGAGUUUGGAGUAAAAUGUUACAUUUAUACAUUCCUUUCAGUUCUUUGCAUUUACAUUGCUGAAACAUUUAUUUUCUGACACGCUUGCUGUUCUGUACAGGUUAUUUAUAAUUGUGUCAGUCAUCUAACCAGAUAGAUUUCUGAAGACCCUUCAGUUGUUUCCAAGAUUGGCAAAAUAACAAGUUCACAUAACUUGCACAAUUAUUAUUUAACAAAAAAAAUCACAUUGGCAACACGUGAAGGCUAAGCUCCAUUUAACAAUUGUAGACCCUCUUUUAAAAUUACAAUAAUAAGUGCUAUGCACCAAAAGGGCAUUUCUAGAUUUUAUGUUGUCUAAUAGGGUUUUUUGUUUUUAGGAUUUAUUUCAACUCAGAAAUCAGGCGAUAGCUACAUAAGGACUUAACAAUAUUUUAAGUUGUUUUAAUAAGAUCUCUCUAACGAAAUGCAGUUUUAUUUUCCCCCAGAGACAAAGCUUUGUGGUUCCAAGUUGUGCCGAACAUUUUUUUUAAAGCCUUGAUUCUCCAGUUUGGAAAGUAAAGACCAGUUACUAGGGAUCUUAUACGUAAGAUCUGAAUGUACACACACUUCUUUUUUAUUAUUCCUUUUGGAAAUAUCUAAUAAAUUAAGAAGCCUUCUCCAGUAAUAUCAAGGCUGGAGCAUUUUCUUUAAACCAGUUCAGGGCACCUGGGCAUUUUCAUUCAGUCUUGCUCUUUAUUUUUGAAAAGCUAAUUUGUUGUUCAUUUAUUUAUGUGCUUAAGGUAGGGAUAAUUUUGGGAAGGUUGUGUCACUGAUUUAUGAUAUUCAAAUUAGCAAUCGGGUGAUGGGUUCUUCUGCCUUCACUGUUGAGUUUACAGUGUUGCAUGGACACUUGCUUUAAUUUUAGAACACAUAUUUGAUUGGUAAAUGGCAUGCAAUAAUCAAUUUUCAGAUAUAAUGAGAGGAAACAAAUUCGUAUCCUAAAAUGUUGUUGAAGAAAAAUCUCUGGUCUUGAAAAAACCUACAAAUUGGGUAAUUCUAGAGGUUAUGCAGGUAAAACAUCAGGAUUUGUUAAUACCUGAUUAUCUUUAUGAGGUUGUGCCUAUCAGAAUGUCCUAUAUUCAUAAUUUUCACUCACCAGUGUAUGCUUAAGGCAUGGUCUGAGCACAGGUUCUAAUCCCGACUCUGAUAUGGAUUCUAUCUGAAGCCGUGGGCAAGGAAUGUAACCAUUCUGCCUCAAUUUCCCCAUCUGUAAAAUGGGAUGAUAAUACGUACCUACCUCUCAGAGGUGUUGAGGCUUAAUUAGCUAGUGUCUAUAAAGUGCUUUGAAGAUUAAAAGUGCUAUAUAAAUAAGUAUUAUUAUUUUUGGAUGGGGGAAUGGAGGAAUUGUCAAGGUGGGAAGGGGAGAGACUGGCUGUUAUAGGAUUCCUUCAUCUAGGAAAAAUUAUAUUUUAGUAGAGUUAUUUUGAGAAGGAAAAUAGUUUUACAGGAGAUUAAAAGCCAUGACCGCCUUUCUACCUCAGACCCAUCUUUGUGAGUAGUAUUGAAAAUAGCUUUAUGCUCUGUUCUCUCCAAGAUAUUUUGUUUUUACCAGGCCACAUCAUAUCAAAGCAAGAAAUCCUUUUUAAAAAUUCCCUGAAUUGAAAAGGUCUCAGUAGUCAAUUUGGUGGCUUUUUUGUUCUAACUGUGAAAGGUUAUGUAUAAAAUUGUUUUUCUGCCUGUGUGUGUAUGCAAGCUAUGUCCUCUACUCUGCUGCCAAGUAAAAGCUACUUAAAACACUACAUUGUAACAUUCUUCCUCUGAGACAAUAAUAAAUAAAAGGAAUAUAUUGCAGUAACAUUGAGAAAAAUGUAUGGCGUUCUUUUGAGUUUUGUGGUAGAGAAUGAUC
This is a messenger RNA of Gopherus evgoodei (Goodes thornscrub tortoise), 13512 nucleotides long. It is a transcript of the gene UTRN, whose product is annotated as utrophin. Lineage: Eukaryota; Metazoa; Chordata; Testudines; Testudinidae. Gene Ontology annotation, cellular component: plasma membrane. Gene Ontology annotation, molecular function: protein binding; zinc ion binding. Bases 659 to 11278 code for a protein of 3539 amino acids. The transcript is spliced from 77 exons. The record is from RefSeq and is a predicted model, not a curated record. Gene Ontology annotation, biological process: synaptic signaling.